Daldinia caldariorum is the source of this 2523-nucleotide messenger RNA. Its product is annotated as ferric reductase NAD binding domain-containing protein. Gene Ontology annotation, cellular component: plasma membrane; NADPH oxidase complex. The record is from RefSeq and is a predicted model, not a curated record. Gene Ontology annotation, biological process: defense response; superoxide anion generation. The transcript has 4 exons. Gene Ontology annotation, molecular function: superoxide-generating NAD(P)H oxidase activity. Bases 318 to 2030 code for a protein of 570 amino acids. NCBI's taxonomy places the organism in Eukaryota, Fungi, Ascomycota, Sordariomycetes, Xylariales, Hypoxylaceae.
CAGGCCGACAUAACCUUCUUUUGGCUGUAAUUUUCGUCCGUUACCUUUUACCGAAUCUCUCGUUCUAUGGCUUCUUGCCCAUUCAGCAGGCUCUGAAUUAGUAUUACCUGUUUUUUCCCCACGUGCCUAGGGACGCGAUUCCGACUGUAAUAAGAAAGAAAAACUAAUAGAGAAGAGGAGGUAUUGGUGGUUGUCGGGUUGGUGACUGUGCAUUUGGAGAUACAAGCGGACUUGGAGGACUGGACAUCGUCCGAAAAGCGACUUUACAAGUACGAACGCGAAGUAAUUAAUUCGUCCGAAGCGCAAUUUCGUUCAAGAUGCAGUACUACGAUAUGGGCGAGAAGCCCUCGGAGAGGUCAAGAUGGACGCCGUUAACAAGAAUGUUGCUGUCGGGAGAGAUGACGCAGGAACGGCAAAGAGAGCUGACGAUGCGAGAAAAAUUCGAUAAGUGGAUGAUCAACGAGGGUUACCGAAGAUUUUUCGUCUUCGUCUUCAUGAUUCUCCAUGCCCUUGUCUUCGCUUUCGGUUUCGUCAACUACGCCGUCAAGGACAAUCUGCAAGUAGCGAGAGAUACCUUUGGACCGACUUAUAUGAUUGCGAGAUCUUCGGCCUUGGUUCUCCACGUGGAUGUGGCCAUGAUUCUGCUGCCGGUCUGCAGGACAUUCAUCUCGAUGGCACGACAGACGCCUCUUAACGGUAUUAUCCAAUUCGAUAAGAACAUCACGUUCCAUAUCACUACCGCCUGGUCCAUCUUCUUCUUCUCCUGGGUCCACACGAUCGCCCAUUGGAACAACCUGGCGCAGAUCGCUGCCAAGAACAACCUGGGAUUCUACGGGUUCUUGGUCGCCAAUUUGGUGUCAGGUCCGGGUUGGACAGGUUAUAUUAUGUUAGUAGCGCUCACUGGUAUGGUUAUGACCUCGUACGAGAAGCCGCGACGAGCAAACUACGAACGUUUCUGGUACACUCACCACAUGUUCAUCAUUUUCUUCUUCUUCUGGUCCUUCCACGGUGCCUUCUGCAUGAUUCAGCCUGAUUUCGCGCCGUUCUGUAUCUCGAUCGGUACCUCGGCCAUCGGUGUCUUCUGGCAGUACUGGAUGGUCGGAGGAUUUGUCUACCUAGCCGAACGAGUUGCUCGUGAAUUGCGUGGCCGCCACAAGACCUAUAUCUCGAAGGUUAUUCAGCACCCGAGUAACGUGUGCGAAAUUCAAAUCAAGAAGGAAAACACGAAGACCCAGGCUGGACAGUAUAUCUUCUUCUGCUGCCCUGAAGUCUCCCUAUGGCAAUACCACCCGUUCACUUUGACAAGUGCUCCCGAGGAGGAUUAUAUUUCUAUCCACGUCCGUAUGGUGGGCGACUUCACGAAAUCGUUAGCUAAGGCUCUCGGAUGCGACUUUGACCGCAAAGAUAAGGAUGCGUCAACGGUUGUAGGUGUCAACGGCCAGGGUAACGAGGUGGAUCCCGCCUUGAAGAGAGUCCUACCCCGAGUUUAUGUCGAUGGGCCGUUUGGUUCGGCUUCAGAAGAUGUGUUCAAGUACGAGGUCUCAAUGCUCGUCGGCGCUGGUAUCGGUGUUACUCCUUUCGCCUCUAUCCUCAAGUCGAUCUGGUACCGAAUGAACUACCCCCAGAAGAAGACCCGUCUCGCCAAGGUGUACUUCUUCUGGAUCUGCAGAGAUUUCGGUUCUUUCGAAUGGUUCCGUUCGCUGCUGAUGGCUAUCGAGGCUCAGGAUGUUGACAACAGGAUCGAGAUUCACACCUAUCUCACCGCUAAGAUCAAGGCCGACGAUGCUACAAACAUUAUGAUCAACGAUGCCAACGCUGACAAGGAUACCAUUACCGGAUUGCGCAGUCCGACGAACUUCGGACGUCCCAACUGGGAUAUGAUCUUCCGAGGUAUCAGGAAACUGCAUGCGCCGGCCGAGGCGGGUGUGUUCUUCUGUGGACCUAAGGGUCUAGGUAGUUCACUCCACGUCUUCUGUAAUAAGUACAGCGAACCUGGAUUCUCCUUCGUCUGGGGUAAAGAAAAUUUCUAAAAAAAAGAAAGUUUGUAUAUACAAGAUUUGGCCGACAUUUGUGCCAAUACAAUCCAAAGCAUCACCCUAUCACCGGCGCCGGACGCAGAUGGCCACUGUAUUUACCUAAUGUAUCGAUCGGAGGCAAAAUAUUCUGGUUUUCCUUCGCUUGGGAUAGAGUGCGCGUUCAUUGCUGGACUUGGUCACCGUAGACAUGUUGGGAUGUGGCCAGGACUCCCCCUUAAUUAGCUCAACAAGCAAAAACCAUACUCUAUGAACACCUGGCCGGACCAAACCAUGACGAGAUAAAAAUUAAUAUAUUAGAUUCUUGGUUGCCGGCGAUGUGCCCUUACGAUAUACGGAGACGAAAUUGGAAACUCGGAGCUUACAAGUAGAUGUUGAUACCAUAUAUAUACCUACCCCUACCCUUGUAUCUAGUUUUUACCUAAACUUGCAAUAUCUUUUUUACAGUUACGAAGUACAUUUAUACUCUUACUUUACGUCAUUUUAUUGA